This is a messenger RNA of Rotaria sordida, 1032 nucleotides long. NCBI's taxonomy places the organism in Eukaryota, Metazoa, Rotifera, Eurotatoria, Philodinida, Philodinidae. The record is from the annotation of a GenBank genome assembly.
ACCCAUCACAAAAAUAUAUGACGAGGAAAUUGUGAAGGCAAAUCUUUCAAAGGGAGCAACCGCAAUCUUACCAACUGUCGUUCAAUAUCGUAUGUAUCACUAAGCACAUAAGUAAAAUAAUUCACUUAAAAUAUUUUAUUUUAAUACUAAGGAUCCAAUAUGAGUAAAGCACGUAGAAAAAAUACACCUGUUAUACCAUCAACCAUUGUGUUUGAUAUACCAGAAUUAUAUCAACAAACACUAUCUUCUAAACGAUUUUUAUUAAUAGAUUUAUUUACAAAACGUGGUAAAGAUCGAAUUCUUGUAUUUUCAAGUGAUCAACAAUUAGAAUUAUUAUUUAAAAGUGAUACAAUUUUUAUGGAUGGUACAUUUGAUACAACACCAGCUCAUUUCAAACAAGUGUACUUGAUACAUGCUCAUAAAUUUGGUCAAGGAUUACCAGUAGCAUUUUGUCUUUUACCAAAUAAACGUACCAAAUCAUAUACAGAAUUAAUUGAACAACUAAAAAUACAAGCUAAUUUUAUGGGUUUGGCAAAUGAUUAUUUACAUAAUGAAACUAUUCGUGAUCAAAGUCGUCAACUUAUGGCUUUAAGUCUUAUGCCGAAUAAUGAAGUGGAGAAUCAAUUUCAACGUUUACAAACAAUUAUGUCAACAUCGUUAAGUGAUUUAUUAUUAUACUUUAAACAUCAGUGGAUGCAUGGUGUUGUUCCGAUUCGUAUGUGGAAUUUUCAUAACGUUAACCAUCGAACGAAUAACACUUCAGAAGCUUAUAACCUUCGAUUUGCAACUAGAUUGUCAAGAAAGCACCCGAAUAUUUGGAGUUUUAUACAAUUAAUUCAAAGUGAACAUGUUCGUUUUGAACAUAUUUCAACACAACUUGAUGCUGGUGCAUCAGCUCCACAACAAUCGAAAAAAACAAAAGCUUUUCAAAUGAGAUUUGAUACUCUUCAUGAUCGAUUUCUAAAGAAGGAAAUCAACGCAAAUGAAUUAUUAUCAGGUUUAUCAUUGUUAAUUGGAAACAAAAAAAAAUGA